Molecule: messenger RNA, 986 nt
Organism: Rosa chinensis
Lineage: Eukaryota; Viridiplantae; Streptophyta; Magnoliopsida; Rosales; Rosaceae
Product: putative F-box/LRR-repeat protein 23
Exons: 1
Coding region: 60-986 (308 amino acids)
Molecular function (GO): protein binding
Source: RefSeq, a predicted model, not a curated record
CAUAAUCUUUUGACUUUCUACAAAAUUUGCCUAAGAAACUCCACACAAAGUCGAAUUCAAUGGACCGAAACCAAGAACAAAACUGCCGGAACUGGAUUGACCUUCCACACGACCUGACCGCUUCGAUAUUAUCACGGCUGGGAGUGAUCGAGAUUCUGGAGACAGCUCAGAAGGUGUGCAUGACGUGGCGCCGAAUCUGCAAGGACCCGAUGAUGUGGCGCACCAUCGACAUGUGCGGUGUUUGGGUUUGGAGCAACUCCAAAUCAUGGAAGAAGAAUGCACGGAAGAUGGCAGCGAUGUGCCGCCACGCCGUUGAUCUUGGCCGUGGCAAUGUCGUCGAUAUAAGUCUCCAAAACUUCGGCACCGAUCUCCUCCUUGUGGAUAUCACUAAUAGUUGCAAGGGAAUCAGACGCCUCAGUCUGGUGUUACCUAAUAUAACACAUGAUGGACUCAUUGGAGUGGCUUCCAAACUUCCGUUGUUGGAGGACCUUGAAAUUUCUUACAGUGCAUACACAACUGCAGGUCUUGAAGCCAUCGGCAGUUGCUGCCCUCUUUUGAAGUCACUGAAACUGAACAAGCGCCACGAUAUCCGAUAUAACUGGGACGGCCUUUUACUUGCUGGACUUCGCCACCAUUAUCAGGUUUUCGGACGUAAUAGUAGUGGCGGGGUAAUACACGAUGAUGGCGAUGCACUUGCUAUAGCGGGAACAAUGCAUGGUUUACAACAGCUCCAGAUAUUUGGAAAUAGGGUGACUAACAGGGGCUUGCAAGCCAUUCUUGAUGGUUGUCCAUGUCUUGAGUCACUUGAUCUGCGUCGUUGUUUCAAUCUUAAGGUGGAAGGAGAUUUGAAAAGAAGGUGCUUUCAAGGAAUUAAACAGUUGCGGCUUCCCGAUGAUUCUACAGAUGACUAUGAACUUGUUGCCACAGAUAAAAUUGUUUACCAACUGUACCGGUCUUUUGAGAGUACAUUAAAUUUAAUAUAUUAG